Molecule: messenger RNA, 1993 nt
Organism: Carassius auratus (goldfish)
Lineage: Eukaryota; Metazoa; Chordata; Actinopteri; Cypriniformes; Cyprinidae
Exons: 5
Coding region: 105-1172 (355 amino acids)
Source: RefSeq, a predicted model, not a curated record
ACCAGUAAUGGCGAGGGGGCGGGAAAUGUGACGUCACCAAGAAACGUUUUCAAACUACCCUUUACAGUGUGCAGAGACCGUGCUUUUUAACGGUAAACUACAAAAUGUCCGAAAACAAAAAUACACAGCACUGGUCUUCAGAGGAAACCAGUGUGCUUCUCGCGAUAUGGUCUUCCACAGAGAUCCAGAAAAAACUAGAGAGCACGACAAGGAAGAAAAUAGUUUACGACGAGAUAAGCCAGGAAAUGCUGAACGGCGGCUUCAGUCGCUCGACUGAACAAAUCAUUAACAAGUUAAAAAAGCUAAGGAAGGAGUACAGGGACCUGAAAAGGCAACCAGGUAAAGGUGACAAUGGACAGAUUCAAAAAACAUUCGACCAUGGCCUUAUGGAGUCUGUGCUUGAACACCGAGCAGACAGUCAACUGACUGCGGCCUUGAAUCCAGCGACAGCCACGCUCGAGAAAAACGCGGACCACACCGUGUUUUCUGUAGACGAGCUAGGUGGCAAAAUAUCCGAGACCAAAACUGCACAGCUGUGGACUUCAGAAGAAACCAGCGCACUGCUUGCGAUAUGGUCUUCCACAGAGAUCCAGGAGAAACUGGGGAGCACAAAAAGAAAGAAAAGAGUGUAUGAUGACAUAUGCCAAGAGAUGGUAAAUGUUGGGUUUACUCGUACAGCCGACCAGAUCAUUAACAAAAUGAAAAAACUGAAGAAGGAGUUUAGGGACAAUAAGGAGAAAAGUGGCAGCCAUUGGAGUGAAAAAAACAUCAACUUUGAUGUUAUGGACGCUGCCUUAGAACACUUACCAUCGAGCCAAUUUACUGAAGCAUUAAAUUCAGCAACAGCCAUGCUUGAGACGAAUACAGAAUCGCUGUCUUCUGCAGCUGAUCUCAACUCUUCACCUGAGGAGGUGCUGGACCAAGCCGAAUCAUCUUUCAGCUCCUCUCAUCCCCAACCAAUAAAGCCUCUGGGAACAACCAGAAUAAAGAAAAGAGAUUCAAACCAGGAGCUGCUGGAAUACUUGAAAACUGCUGAUGAACGGUUUAUGGCACACGCCAAAGAACUUAACACUGCCAUUCUUAAUAAAAUGGAUGAAGCUACGAAUUCUAUGCUGGGACUAUUAGGACGCAUGGUGGCACUAAUGGAGGAACAGCAGGGAAAUAAGCCAUAAGCACAGGAUUCCUUUUGCACGCUUAAUUAUCAUUUGCACACUUUUUACAUUUCAAAAUCGAAGUGAAACUGAAAUUGAAUACUUUAUUAAAAUACAUUCCAGGUUUUAUUUGGGAUUAUUGUUUUGUGCAUUUUAUUACAGAUUUUUUUUUGUUAAUCUGUCUUCAAAAUAUAACUUGUUCUACCUGUGAAAUUACUUUUUAUGCUUUACAACAUCAACUCAUAAACCCCACCCACCUGUCAUAUAGAGACCAUGAAGAGCUAGUGAAGCAAACCCAGAGGUGUUUGGCAGGAGUAAAGGUGAAACCAUUACGACACAAACUCAAACUCCCUUCAUGAUUUGGAUUAAAAAGGCCACAGAUGGAAGAGAUCCCCAUCGACACUGAUGUCAGCGAGAGUUCAUCACGCACCGUAAAGGACCCAACAGAUUUCCCAAACAUACUUGAUGUCAGUCAAGAAGACAAUGAAAAGUUCAAGAGCCUGACUGAACCAUCACCGUCAGAUUUCUUGGAAUAAAGGCUGUGUUAUAUCCCAAUAUUAAAGUUUGCUCCAAAGAACAUGGCAUUAUCAUGCAUUCUAUGGUUUCUACUUUUCCUCAGAGACUACAUUCCCUUUUCUACAUAAAACAGAAAUAACAUACAGUAUGUGGGAUGAUGGUAUUUACAUUGCAGAAUUAAAAUUGGUUACAAAUCCUGUUACCAAAAUGUUUUAACAUUUCUUCAUUGUUUACUCUUGAGUUGUCGCCUCAUACACGUGUCUCAAGUUUGCUUCUGUAUAUGUCUUUGUACUUUACAGAAUAAAACUUUACAUUUGUCAAAUCUA